CAGGAAUGACUGCACACACACACCCUCACACACUCACACACACACACUCAGUCGUGCAGCUGUGUGUCAGGAGUUUUCUGCUCAUCUCUCAGUCAUGCUGUCCUUGGCCGCCCUCUCGCUCCGUCUUGGGGCCUCUGGUUGCCAAGGAAGCAGGCGCUCCAUGGCAACCAUCAUCUCCGGCAACAAGACGUCCAAGUUGGUGAGGGAGAGGCUUAAGAUGGAGGUGGAGAAGAUGAAGAGUCACUUCUCAGGGUUCAGACCAGCUCUGGUUGUCUUACAGGUGGGGGACCGAGACGACUCCAACCUCUACAUCAGCUCCAAACUGAAGGCUGCAGCCGAGAUUGGAAUCGAUGCGAAACACGUAAGGCUGCCCAACACGGCAACGCAAGACGAGGUCUUGCAGAGCAUCAUGUCCAUUAAUGAGGACAUGUCUGUCCACGGCCUGAUCGUCCAGCUGCCUCUGGACUCCGUCAACCCCAUCAACACUGAACUCAUCACCAACUCUGUUUCUCCUGAGAAAGACGUGGACGGUCUGAGCUGCAUUAAUGCAGGGAAGUUGUCUCGAGGUGAUCUGAAUGACUGUUUCAUCCCAUGCACCCCCAAUGGCUGCAUGGAGCUCAUCAGACAGACAGGUGUGUCUGUGGUGGGGAAACAUGCAGUUGUGAUUGGUCGCAGUAAAAUCGUCGGAGCUCCGAUGCACGACCUGCUGCUGUGGAACCACGCCACCGUGACCACCUGUCACUCAAAGACACCAGACCUACCUGAGCAGGUGGGCCGGGCUGACAUCCUGGUUGUGGGGGCAGGGAGAGCAGAGAUGGUGAGAGGAGAGUGGGUGAAGGAGGGAGCUGUGGUCAUCGACUGUGGAAUCAACCACAUACCAGAUGAGAUGAAGGCGAGUGGUAAACGGGUCGUUGGGGAUGUCCACUAUGCUUCGGCCAAUCAGAGAGCGGGAUUCAUCACACCUGUUCCAGGAGGGGUGGGGCCAAUGACGGUGGCCAUGCUCAUGGAGAACACGGUUCAGAGUGCUCAGCGUUUCCUCCUGAAGAAUCAGCCGAGGAGGUGAGACAGGAAACACUCGAAGGGAUGUGACUGAACACAGGAAGACGACAGCAGGUUCAACGUUCACAAUCACAAAGUAAGAAACAGGAUUAAAGUCCAUGUGUCACCUGUCAGUCUGAGCUCGGGGCAGCACUCAGCAGGAUGAAGAACAGUCUUUGACCUUUAAACUCCUCUGAAACUCUGUUUGGCCAGGGAUCAGAGGUUGUUGUCAUGGAUACAGAGACAUUCCAGCUGUCAACAUUAACUGACCAAAUAUCUGAUUGAUUUAAUGAUGAUCGACCAAAACUGUCUGAUGUUUAAUGAACUCUUUAAUGCUGCACAAAUCUUUUACAUAAAUGUGAUGUCAUGUACAAUAAUAUGAUCAAAGCUUCAGGUUUCCCCUGUUAUCUCAGUUUCACAUCUCCUCAGUCUGCAACACAUGAAUCAAUAAAGUUUGAGUUAAACAUU
Scatophagus argus is the source of this 1506-nucleotide messenger RNA. RefSeq names its product C-1-tetrahydrofolate synthase, cytoplasmic-like. The transcript has 12 exons. The record is from RefSeq and is a predicted model, not a curated record. Gene Ontology annotation, cellular component: cytosol. Gene Ontology annotation, molecular function: methylenetetrahydrofolate dehydrogenase (NADP+) activity; methenyltetrahydrofolate cyclohydrolase activity. The coding region runs from base 95 to 1063 and encodes 322 amino acids. Lineage: Eukaryota; Metazoa; Chordata; Actinopteri; Scatophagidae. Gene Ontology annotation, biological process: tetrahydrofolate interconversion.